ACAAUUUGUCUGAAUUCGUAGACUUCUUUCACUACAACAAUUACAAUGGGUAGUUUGAAAAGCCACAUUUCAGCUGAGACCGUCGGAAAAGUUAUAACCUGCAAAGCGGCGGUGGCGUAUGCGGCGGAGCAACCGCUGGUGGUGGAGGAGAUUCGGGUGGAUCCACCUCAGCGGAUGGAGGUCCGAAUUAGGGUUCUUUUCACUUCAAUUUGCCAUACCGAUCUCAGCGCUUGGCAAGGACAGAAUGAAGCUCAGAGGAUGUACCCUCGGAUUCUGGGGCAUGAAGCAUCGGGGUUGGUGGAAAGCGUUGGAGAAGGGGUGAGGGAGUUGGAAAUAGGGGAUCACGUGGUCCCCAUUUUCAACGGGGAAUGUGGUGAAUGCGACUACUGCAGAUCAGAGAAGACCAACCUGUGCGAGAAAUACAGGGUGAAUCCGUUCAGGGGCACAAUGGUCCAUGACGGAAAGUGCAGGUUUUCCACCAAGGACGGCAAACCCAUCUACCACUUCCUCAACACUUCCACCUUCUCCGAGUACACUGUUCUAGACUCCGCCUGUCUUGUCAAGAUUGACCAAAAUGCCCCCCUACGUACAAUGACCCUACUCAGCUGUGGCGUUUCUACGGGUCUAGGGGCAGCGUGGAAUACGGCGGAUGUGCAGAGCGGGGAAAGUGUCGCUGUUUUCGGGCUUGGAGCUGUGGGACUUGCGGUGGUUGAAGGGGCGAGAACAAGGGGAGCUUCAAGAAUUAUUGGAGUUGAUAUUAAUCCAGAAAAACGUAUCAAAGGUGAAGCAAUUGGGAUCACAGACUUCAUAAAUCCCAAGGAUUUGGACGUGCCAGUGCACCAGAAAAUAAAAGAUAUGACGGGAGGAGGUGUAGACUAUAGCUUUGAGUGUGCAGGAAAUUUGGAGGUUCUCCGCGAGGCCUUCUCCUCCACCCACGACGGUUGGGGCCUAACGGUAAUUUUAGGUAUACAUCCAACACCACGAUUGCUUCCUCUCCAUCCGAUGGAGCUUUUUGAUGGAAGGAGAAUCGUGGGAUCAGUGUUCGGUGAUUUCAAGGGCAAAUCUCAAUUGCCUCAAUUUGCCCAUCAGUGCGUCAAAGGGGAGGUGAAGUUGGAAGAGUUCAUAACUCAUGAGAUGCCAUUUUGGAAGAUCAAUGAAGCUCUGCAGCUACUGAUUGAUGGGAAAUCAUUGAGAUGCCUUCUUCACCUUUGAUCAUCCAUAUGUUUUAUUUGGGAAAAAAUGCAAGCAACUCCUUGUGAUGUCGUAAAUGAGCAGAUUACUCUCUUAUGAAAAAAUAAAUAGCGAUUUACCUCCCUAUAUUUUUAAAAUACAACAAUUUAUCUUCCUAUAAUUUUUAAAAUGAAGUAAUUUACCUCUCUGUAUAAGGAGGUAAAUUGCUUCAUUUUAAAAAAUAUAGAGGGUAAAUUACUAUAAUUUUUUAAUAGAGGAGUAAUGUGCUCAUUUUCAAUAUCACGGGAUAAAUUGAUAUUCACCCGUUUCAUUUGGUUUUCAGGUCAUGCUAUGUAUGUGCUUGUAAACACACUUUAAUUUUUCAUUUUGCUCUGUUUCUCUCUCUC
This is a messenger RNA of Sesamum indicum (sesame), 1577 nucleotides long. RefSeq names its product GroES-like zinc-binding dehydrogenase family protein. Gene Ontology annotation, biological process: formaldehyde catabolic process. Gene Ontology annotation, cellular component: cytosol. NCBI's taxonomy places the organism in Eukaryota, Viridiplantae, Streptophyta, Magnoliopsida, Lamiales, Pedaliaceae. The record is from RefSeq and is a predicted model, not a curated record. Gene Ontology annotation, molecular function: alcohol dehydrogenase (NAD+) activity; S-(hydroxymethyl)glutathione dehydrogenase [NAD(P)+] activity; zinc ion binding.